AUGUUCUUGUCUCGACUACGACAGAUCUAUGCACGGUUUAUGGCUCCUGUCGAAUUCACCACACAGGUUAUGAAAUGCGAUCCAUCGAACAUAACGUUUCUCCCGUCUUCUGACGAGCCAUACAUAACAUCCGAAGAAACUUCAGAGGCACUGAAAAUUGCCUCGCAUCGGCUGGUUGAUUUGGCACAAACUGUAGUAUUCCCAACGGAAACCGUAUAUGGACUUGGAGCUCUAGCGCUGGAUGCUUCUGCAGCAGCCAAAAUCUUUGCCACUAAAGGACGUCCUCCCGACAAUCCGCUGAUCGUUCACGUCUCUUCCUUCAGUAUGCUGCGUUCCCUCCUUCCACCUGGAUACAAUAUUCCGAAAUCAUACGAAGUUUUAAUGAAGCAUUUCUGGCCCGGUGCACUAACACUUCUAUUCCCUCGCAACGCCGACAUGGUACCCAACAUCAUCACUGCUGGCCAGCCCUCUGUGGCCAUUCGAAUGCCUUCACAUCCAGUGGCCCGAGCCUUGAUCGCUACUGCCAAUGCGCCACUCGCCGCUCCCAGCGCCAAUACAUCAGGGAAACCAAGUCCAACACGAGCAGAACACGUUCACCGCGAUCUAGACGGGAAAGUAAGUCUCAUACUCGACGGCGGUGCUUGUGGUCUAGGUUUGGAAAGUACUGUUGUCGACGGUUUACACGCAGAUGGGAACUUGCGUGUAUUAAGGCCUGGUGGAGUCACAGUUGAAGACCUAGAAAGGGUCUUACGCCAGGAGUUUCAUGACAUCGCCCAUAUACCAAGAGUCCUGGUGCAUAAACGCGACUAUGCUGACGAGCAGCUUGAAAGUGCACCAACGACUCCUGGUAUGAAAUACCGCCAUUACUCUCCUUCCGUUCCGGUUACCCUUCUCUUAACUCUCCCCAGCCUAUCUGGAUCACAACCAGUAGUUAAGCUCUCAGAUUACGUGGCUUCUCAGCGGAGGCACCAUGUUAAUCCAGAAACUCUCAAAAUCGGUGUACUGGCACCCACGGACUCUAAACUCUGGAACGAAAUAGACUCGAUAAAAGACGUAGAAUGGGCCCAUUUCCCUUUGGGAAGUCUAGCUGAACCUUCAGUCAUUGCACACAAUCUAUUUGAUGGCUUGUUGAGCCUAGAGCAGAAAGGAGUUCACUUGAUGUUAAUAGAAGAAGUAGAGGAAACCAAAGAAGGUCUUGCGAUCAUGAAUCGGGUCCGGAAGGCUGCUGGCGAUUCUGUACGGAUCGCAUUGUUGUAG
Molecule: messenger RNA, 1257 nt
Organism: Psilocybe cubensis
Lineage: Eukaryota; Fungi; Basidiomycota; Agaricomycetes; Agaricales; Agrocybaceae
Exons: 1
Coding region: 1-1257 (418 amino acids)
Biological process (GO): regulation of translational fidelity
Cellular component (GO): cytoplasm
Molecular function (GO): nucleotidyltransferase activity; double-stranded RNA binding; tRNA binding
Source: RefSeq, a predicted model, not a curated record